ACCGUACAGAUAAUGAUUGGUUUGAUGAUGCUGUUGAUAGGAAUCAUGAUGAUUACAGCACCACAGAUAGACAGUAUUGGAGGAAUCAGUUAAAUAUUUUUCUGGGGAUCUAUCAUUGUAAGUGAUGUAAACAAUGUACAUGUAAAAACAAUGUAAACAUCUUUAUAAUUGAAUCAUGUAGUUUCGAAUAGCAAUCCAUUACAAAUGUUUUUUAUGUAAUUUAAAAAAAAAUCUUUAAUUCCUUCAUAAUCUCUUAAUUAUCUAAUAACUUAUAUAUUAUCUAAUGACUAAUGACUAAUAUAUAUACUGAACAAAAAUAUAAAGGCAACAUGUCAAGUGUUGGUCCCAUGUUUCAUGAGCUGACAUGAAAGACCCCAGAAAUGUUCCAUACGCACAAAAAGCUUAUUUCUCCAAAAUGUUGGGCACACAUUUGUUUACAUCCCUGUUAGUGAGCAUUUCUCCUUUGCCAAGAUAAUCCAUCCACCUGACAGGUGUGGCAUAUCAAGAAGCUGAUUAAACAGCAUGAUCAUAACACAGAUACACCUUGUGCUGAGGACAAUAAAAGGCCACUCUAAAAUGUGCAGUUUUGUCACACAACACAAUGCCACGGAUGUCUCAAGUUUUGAGGGAGCGUGCAAUUGGCAUGCUGACUGCAGGAAUGUCCACCAGAGCUGUUGCCAGAUAAUUGAAUAUACAUUUCUCUACCAUAAGCCGCCUCCAACUUCAUUUUAGAGAAUUUGGCAGUACGUCCAACCGGCCUCAAAACCGCAGACCACGUGUAACCACGCCAGCCCAGGAUGUCCACAUCUGGCUUCUUCACCUGUGGGAACGUCUGAGACCAGCCACCCGGACAGCUGAUGAAACUGUGGGUUUGCACAACAAAAUCAUUUCUGUACAAACUGUCAGAAACCGUCUCAGGGAAGCUCAUCUCCGCGCUCGUCGUCCUCACCAGGGUCUUGACCUGACUGCAGUUUGGCGUCGUAACUGACUUCAGUGUGCAAAUGCUCACCUUCGAUUGCCACUGGCACGCUGGAGAAGUGUGCUCUUCACAGAUAAUUCCCGGUUUCAACUGUAUUGGGCAGAUGGCGUGGUGUAUGGCGUCGUGUGGGCGAGCGAUUUGCUGAUGUCAACGUUGUGAACAGAGUGCCCUACGGUGGUGGUGUGGUUAUGGUAUGGGCAGGCAUAAGCUACGGACAACGAACACAAUUGCAUUUUAUCGAUGGCAAUUUGAAUGCAUAGAGAUAUCGUGACGAGAUCCCAUUGCUGUGCCAUUCAUCCGCUGCCAUCACCUCAUGUUUCAGCAUGAUAAUGCACGGCCCAAUGUCGCAAGGAUCUGUACACAAUGAAAAUGUCAAAUUUCUUCCAUGGCCUGCAUUCUCACCAGACAUGUCACCCAUUGAGCAUGUUUGGCAUGCUCUGGAUCGACGUGUACAACAGCGUGUUCCAGUUCCCGCCAAUAUCCAGCAACUUUACACAGCUAUUGAAGAUGAGUGGGACAACAUUCCACAGGCCACAAUCAACAGCCUGAUCAACUCUAUGUGAAGGAGAUGACUGGUCUUCUGAUUCUCGCCCCUACUUUUCUUUUUUACAGUAUCUGUGACCAACAGAUGCAUAUCUGUAUUCCCAGUCAUGUGAAAUCCAUAGAUUAGGGCCUAAUUAAUUUAUUUCAAUUGACAGAUUACCUUAUAUGAACUGUAACUCAGUAAACUCUUUGAAAUUGUUGCAUGUUGCGUUUAUAUUUUGGUUCAGUGUAUGUGUGCUUAGAUAGGCCUAUGCAAUUUAUAUGCUCAUGGAUUUUAGUUUGCAUUGACCUCUAUGUGGGUGCAACUAAACAUCCAAGGAUUCUUGUUUGUUGUUCUACACAAGCUAUACCCACCUUUAAUUAAUGUGUCUUCAUCCACAAAUUAGAAUAGCAUAUGUACAAUAAGUCAUUAUUAUUACUACACCCAAUAUAGUUUGCAUUGACUUCUAUGUGGGUGCAAUUAAACUUGACCUUGCACAUUGGUCAUACAGAAGACAUCUGAAUUAUAUCUCUUCCUUGUUCCUUCUCAGUACAUCAUUGCAGGCUCACUCACUGUUGCUGCUGACAACAAACUGAACAAGUGUCUGGUCAGUUUCAACUCUUUUUUUCCUCAAUGAAGUUUAGGCUUCACUUUAAAUUGUGAUAACGAUUGUCAACAAACUGAAUUCUAUAUUGCAUUUUAUUCUUCAGAAAUGUUCAUCCACAACCAACAGCCAUUCCCAUGACCUCUCUCUGCUCUGUCUCCUCAGGUGAAAGGGUCACUGGGAAUGAAUGUCGUCGCCACCGUAACUGCUCUUACUGGCGUCAUUCUCUAGACGGUGCUCUGAUCAUGUUGAACUACAACUGUGACUAUCCAUACUACUGCCUGCCAACAGUAUUGGGUAUGCCCAAAUUAUUAUUCCUUUUGUACUUUUAUUGGUCAGGAGAUGUUUGUAAAUUGGUAAAGGGGUAUUUAUUACCUACAAUCUUGUUACUGUUGUACCAUUUCAUGUUUUUUAUAGUGGAGGUCACAUGGAAUUUCAGGCGUUAUGGCUGUUUUCUCCGCGCUGGAGUUCAUAGUGUCCAUCUGUGUCUCGUCGUUUGCCUGCAAUGCUGUCUGCUGCCAUUCCACCCCUGAG
Messenger RNA from Coregonus sp. 'balchen', 2640 nucleotides. Lineage: Eukaryota; Metazoa; Chordata; Actinopteri; Salmoniformes; Salmonidae. The record is from the annotation of a GenBank genome assembly.